GAUAGAACGUUCCGGUGCGCCUUCACCACACGUCCAUUCACUAGCAGGGUGAGGUCGCAGAAGCUGUUCUUGCGUUUUUGAUCAAAAAGUUUCGACAACGCCGACGUUGACAGCUCCUCCGUAGUGAAAUUCAUCACGACGCAAGACGAUUGCCGCGUGAAAUGGACGACGAGGGCGAGGAGCAGCAGUACUGUCUGCGAUGGAACAAUUUCCAGGCGAAUAUUACAUCACAGUUUGAGGCUUUGCGCGACGACGAAGACUUCACCGAUGUAAGCAUUGUCUGUGAAGGCCGGAGUAUUAAAGCACAUCGCGUUGUGCUCUCCGCAUGUAGUCCACUCUUUAAGGAAAUGUUUAAGAAUAACCCAUGUUCACAUCCGAUAAUCUUCAUGCGUGAUGUAGAUGCACGUAGCGUUUCGUCUUUACUGGAAUUCAUGUAUGCCGGCGAAGUUAAUGUUGCGCAGGCGCAUCUUAGUAAUUUCUUGCGUACUGCUGAAUCACUUAAAAUUCGUGGUCUUACAGACCCACAUACUGAUGCUCUUCCAAAGAAACAGAACUUAUCAAAAUGUACAAGUACAACCAACAGUGAAGUAGCUUUGCCUAUGUCUGUGGAUAGGCAACCCAAUACUCAACCAUGUAAACAAAUUACACAAUCAACAAGACAAGAAACAGACAGACAGACAAGACUGAAACAAACGAAUACUGAGCCAAUCGAUCCCGAAAACAACAACGAAACGCUAGUUAAUAUUAGUCAUAAUAAUAACAAUACUAUUAUUGAACUAGAAGAAGUACCAGAGGAAGAUAUUACUAUGAAACAAAUGAAAAUCGAGUUGCCGGAGUUCUCGGAGUACUUUAGUGAUGUGGAGGAGGAUCAUGAAGGACAUGUAGCGGAGAUUACUGCUUUGACUGAAGUAGAGCAAUUGGAGACUUUAGAAAUACCACUGUCUUCCGGAAAUAAUUACAAAACACAUUCCGAACAUGGUUUUGUAUCAGCAAGAUCCGCUAGAAUUGCAAGCAGAGCGUGCCGCAUGCGCAAUUGGACAGAUUUCACCGAUGAUGACCGAAUGCUAUCCGACAAUCACAUUGUAAAACUGGCUGACGGCGUUGAAGUGCAUGCCGCAGCUCUGCGUUCUGUAAAGUGGAGUGACUAUCGCAAGUUGACACGGGGUUUAGCUACAAUUCUAUUCAGACCAGAGGAACUCGCGAGCUGCUCAGUCACCGGACAAAGAUGGAGUCGGGCCGGCACCACCAGUCGUCCUGUUAAACCAGCGCUGGAUCGUGCCAAAGUCCAAGCAAUCAUAUCAUAUGUUGCAUCGAGAUUUCCGAUGGUUGAGAUCAGUAGAAUCAAGCAAGUUCUUGCAUAUAAGUGCAAGGAGAACUCCACUGCAUUCAAGAUGAAGGCAGUGCGAUAUUUUUCGGAUCAAAUUAGAGAUGGUAAGGCAAAAUAAAACUGUGUACUGCCAAAAUGUCACCGGAAAUCACAGUUAUGAGAUGUGGUUUUAAAUCUGUGCCAAAAAUCUUCCUCAAGGUGUCAAAUGAUUAUGCAGUAAUUAAAGAAUAAAUAUUUGUUGUUUAUAAAGGAAUUAUCGUAAAUCACACUUUAGUUUCUUCCGCCUCGAUGCUUCCAUAUGCACUGCCAUUUAUAAAGGGAAACAGAAAUUUUACGUUGGAGAUAAUAUCGGUAGAUAAAAUUAGGAGAUACGAGUUCACCGGCAUUAAUGAAUUCUAAUUAGUGAUUGAGAUAAGUAUUCUAAUCAAGUGGGAAACAAAUAGAACUAAAUAUACUGACAAACAUCAUAUUUUGGGAAUGACAAUGGAGAGCAUUUAAACUCAAAAUUCCAGUAUAAUCAAUAUGAUUGAUUUUUGAACUUUUUCGUUGAUUUCUCUAGUUGCUUGCAAUAAUGAUGUUGUCAAACCUGUAGUACUUACAGAAUGCGAUAAUUUCGAUCACUAGCGUAGUAAAAAGUACGGUAUGCAUGUAUUGUGUAUUUAGAUGUAUUAUCGACCAGUUUAAAUUUUAAUUGUAGUGCGCACGUGAUUCUAGCAUACUAUCGUAUUGCCACAGCAUGCACCUCUCGGGGCCCCUAUAUAUUAAUUUAUACACAUAUCGCAGCUAUUUUUCUCGUAAUAUCAGAAAAAUCGGCUUAGACAAAUUUAUUUAGUCAGUUAUACACAUCUACGCGUAAUAUUAUCAAAGUAUGCAGCAGCACUCAUCUGUUUGCUCUUCAUUCUGUUGAUUUGUUGAUUUUCUCUUCGAUUUUGUAAAUUUCCUUGGGCCAUUGUUGCUAAACUUCUGAUAAUGACCGCCACCACUUUUACCAUAGCUUUUGCCACGCUGUUGAUGUCCUGGUUGUGUCUGCGUAUUUUUCUUGCUUUUCGGCGUCUUCCCUGCUUGCAUUUGUUCAUCCAUACACUUUUUUAUCUGCUGCUCAGUCAAAGCCUGUUGAACAUGAUGCAUUGCAGCCGGCAUGUUGUUGUUCGCAACAAGCUCCUGGAUGAUCAACUUUCUAUCUUUUUGCGGUUUUGGAUUAGAUGACAUGUUUAACACUUAACUUAAAACCGAAUUUAAAUAUACAUUUAGAGUGCAAACACUGCGCGCACGUUUCAAUGGCGUUCUACCAGUUCUCUCGUUAUUUAUCAGCAAUUUAACAGAAAUCAGUAUUGACCUUGUGCGUGGUUCGUUUUCCAUAUUAUCCGAACAAUAGCAAUGCGGUCAUAAACAGCAAGGGAAAACCUCAAUGACAUAUGAAGCGAUUUAUUUCAAAACAGCUUAACCAGAUUCAUAAAAUCAAAUACAUCUUUCAAAUUACGAAAUAUAGAGUGUGUAUAGAUAUAAACUUUAUUAUAUAGUAAAAUUAGUUAGAUCUU
Dalotia coriaria is the source of this 2865-nucleotide messenger RNA. RefSeq names its product protein abrupt-like. Gene Ontology annotation, cellular component: nucleus. Gene Ontology annotation, biological process: regulation of transcription by RNA polymerase II. Gene Ontology annotation, molecular function: DNA binding; protein binding. The coding region runs from base 162 to 1445 and encodes 427 amino acids. The record is from RefSeq and is a predicted model, not a curated record. NCBI's taxonomy places the organism in Eukaryota, Metazoa, Arthropoda, Insecta, Coleoptera, Staphylinidae. The transcript has 8 exons.